AUGUCUACGAAUCAAGAAAACCUCCUUCUGCCCAAUGGUCCCUUACUGCUAGUGCACAGAGGAUGGCGGCGAUCGAGAAAGAAAGCUACCGCGGCUAUUACCGUCAAUGGUGCUCAAAUCGAGAAAAGCGACAUCCUCGGAGAUGUCACCGUUCCUUCCUCUAAGUACCCUUUUAUCCAUAACAUAGUCGCUCCCCGUUUGCCAGAUGGCGAUAAGGCUACUUUCGAUCCUCCUACAGACUCGGGGCUCUCUUCAAACUUUAUGUUUGUGAACACGAGUGGCCCCUCCAAGACUCCAACAAGAGAUGUGCGGAAACUGAUGAGGAGGCAUGUCCGAAGAAGAGUCGGCCAUACGCAGACCAAAGUCCGCGGUGAGCGUGGCAGCGGGAGCGUCGGCAGCUGGAGUGCAGCUGAACCCGAAGUACCGUUUGUGCCUCAGAGUGCUUCUGAGCUAGAGGUUGAAGUGUCCCUUGCUUCACCUGUACUAUCUCCCGUAUGCCCUGGAGCUGGUACAGCAAUGUAUGGCGCUGCGCUACCAUUCACGCUGAACCUUCCUCUGUGGAAUCUCAUGAACUACUACCUCUGCUCUAUAGCGAACGCGGUGUAUCCAUUGGAGUCAAACCUAGCGUUCAACCCUGUUAAGACUGCAUGGUUCCCCUUGGCCACUACCGACGAAGUUUUGCUGCACACCGUCCUUCUCUCAUCCGCCACGCACCUCUCGCUUUCCAAGCAAGAUCCACAGUCUCCGAAUCCAGCAGCUCUUAUGGACUCAGCAUUGCCCUGCCUUAAUCGGAGGCUGGCACUUCCGUCCCCGCCCUCGGAUGCGACAAUUGGCGCGGUUGCGUGCCUUGCGAUGAUAGAGAACGCGCAAGGAAACUAUGACAUCUGGAAAAUUCACAUGAUGGGCCUCAAGCGGAUGAUCCAAAUCAGGAACGGUCUCUCGUCGAUCGAUGCCUCGCUACGGACUAAGAUUUGCCGCGCCGACAUCGAAGGUGCUGUUGAUUCUCUGACGCAUCCAUACCUGGCCUGCAUGGAAAGGUCUCACCCUCCAACCCAUUACCUGAUAACUGCCGGCGAAGGCCUUACCGCCAGCUCCGAACUCCUGGAGAUCCUGCGUUCGUCCGGCAUCAACCUAAGGUUCAGGAGAACACUCCACCUCGUUUACUGCUUGAGCUGCACCAUUCACUACGCCACUACCCAAGCCGCCAUUCUGAUACACCCGGGUUCACUCGACGAAGACACGAUCGAGCUUCAGCGUAGCUUGCUCUGCCCUUCAAGUCCCGUGAUAACCGCACUGCAGCAAGCUUGCCGUUUAGCGGCCCUGAUAUACAUGAAGACGUUGACGAGACAGAUGCGACGGGUGUCGGCAACGUCGAGGAUCUUGGUGCAAGCUCUUCAAGCCUCUCUUGACAGCGUCAUUACCGAGUCCCGGGCCACGGAGUUGGUUCUCUGGAUGUUGUUCCUGGGCGGCAUGGCAUCUUCAACAGGGAGCAUGGAGCGGAAAUGGUUCGUUGACCACUUAGCAAAAGUCAGAAUCCCGGCGUUGGCCUACCCCUUGGAAGGGGAGACCGUCCGGCAGACACUGACAAAAGUGCUAUGGGUCAGCAGCAUUCACGACGGUCCUGGGGCGACGCUGUGGAACGAAACGAAGUUGAUUGGGUCUACAGACUACAGGACGUACGCUCCCUCUACACGAUAG
Coniosporium apollinis CBS 100218 is the source of this 1698-nucleotide messenger RNA. RefSeq lists its product as uncharacterized. The record is from RefSeq and is a predicted model, not a curated record. Lineage: Eukaryota; Fungi; Ascomycota; Dothideomycetes. The transcript has 4 exons. Bases 1 to 1698 code for a protein of 565 amino acids.